CAACGUACUACGCAGUUGAAGUUCAUAAAUUUCAUACAACACUUUGAAUAAAAAUCUUUGAUAACGACAGCACACUUUCCUCAUUUCCCUCCAUAAAAGUCGCCAACACUUCUCUAUUUCUCCUUCUUCUUUCUUCACUCUUCUCACUUCCAACUUUUCUCUCUUCAAUGGCAAUGCCCAUGGUCUCACCCUACAAAACCGGUUCACCAUGCUCCCAUUCUCUCCACCGAGUCACCGCUUCAUCCGGUUACCCGGUUAUCUUCUAUAGCAACGCUCCAAUCUCCGCCGCCAACACCGUCCCCGACUCCCCUUCCUCCGCCGCAACAACCGUCUUCCUCUGCCGCCUCUUCACCGCCACCGCCAUCUCCAUCCUCGUCUGCACACUCGUCGCCCUCAUUCUCUUCCUCAUUGUCCACCCCAAACUCCCAACUCUCCGAGUCGACUCAGCUGUACUCACGGAGUCAAACUCGUCUCCGACUCGGUUCUCGCUAACGAUCCUCUUCGUGAACCCUAACACCAAGGUGUCUAUCUCUUACUCUGUCAUCGACGCGUUGCUCCAUAACAGUUCUGACGGUGAAGUGGCCAUCACGCGCCUCCCACAUUUCUCUCAGUCGAGGCGCGAGUGGACACGUGUCACCGCGCAGUUCGAUCUGGGUCAAGAUGGAACCUUUGUUAUAAAUAACAAUGUUAGUAAUAACGGGUCACUGGAAUUUGGGAUAAAGUUGUUUACUUCGGUGAAGUUUAAUUAUGGGGUUUUCCGUGCUGGGCAUCGUGAGUUGAAUGCUGCGUGUUACCCUUUGAAGGUUGUGUUUGGUGCUCGUAAUAAUAAUAAUAAUAAUAAUAACAAUGGAACUGGAAAUGGAACUGCUGUCAUGCAUGAUCCUUCGGAUUGGUGCUCUGUUUGAUGAUAGUUUGUUAUAUUGAAAAAAAUGAUAUAAUGGAAAAGGAGUGAUCUUCUAGUGUAGUAAUAUAUGUUAUUCACCCUUGUUCAUGAUAUGAAUAACUGAAUAACAAUAAUAAGAAAUGAUAUAAUACAAAAAAAAAAAAAUUCAUGAUAUAUUGAGACAAUUGUGCUGUACUUUUUGUUAUUUUUUAAUUGGGGUGCGUGUGUCAGUGUGUGUGUGCUAAUUUUCUAAUGCUAAAAUCAUGCCAUUGCAAUUAGAUAUUCAUAUUUCACUGUGGGAUUGAUUAAGGUGGCAGGUGCUAAAAGAUUACUAAUUGGAAGGUGCAUGCCGCAUCAUUGGGUUGAGCUGAGAUGGUCAAAUUCCUUAUAACAGGGUCUUGAUGUUGGUGGUUCAUUCAGGAAGAAAAGAUAGCUAAGUGUUUGAUCUAGCAGUUGCUUACUAUGCCAAUGCUUUAGCAAUAGAAUUAAAAUUUUGAUGGUACUUGAAUCAUAUAAUACAGCUGAUAUGUUGAUAUAUGAUGGUGGUCUCUGAUGGGUGGUGCAUCAAAACUCUAGUUUUAGCUUUUUGGAAUGUGUUUGUGUUUUGUUUGUUGUAUUGCUGCUAUGAGCUGUUAGCCUGCGAUGGAUCUGCAUUAAGAACUAAUGUGAUUUUGGGGUGCUCUGUUGGAGAAUUUAGGUUGAUGUGGGAGUGUAGGCUGAUGUUUUCUGCAUCAUUGCAGUACAUUUUUGCAGCUACUUUGGCAAUUAUGGUAAUGCUGUAUGCAUACUAUGCAUUUUAAUUAUGUGCUUUGUUUCGAAAUUUUUGUAUUGCAAUGUGGUGUUGUUAACAACUGAAUUUGUUAAGUUGCAUACUUUUGCUGUGUUGCACUCUCUCUUGUGUUGUUCUCAGCAGAUUUUAAUAUCAAUGAGAAUGUAAGAAGUGAAUUGACUUGAAAUGUAUCUGCAUGUGUUUUGCUGGUCUUGGCCAAAACCCUAGUGCGUAAACUCGGGCACUCUGAUCAAUUAUUGUCUGCCGAAUCUAAAUAAGAUUCAACGUGCUGGGUUGACUUGAAAUCCAGUCAAUUUACAUUUAAUAUUUAGGUUGGAUCUUUCACGAGUCGCGACAAACUUCGGCAUGAAUGAAAAUUAAUGUGUAUCAAGCAUCGCGACAAGUUGGCUACGUUUUAGCACACACAUUAAAAUGCUCCGGAGAUCUCGGAGGCUAGUUCAAGUACGUAUGCAAUGUGAUGUUAUCGAUACGGCCAAGUUUUAAAAACCGUAUGGAUUGUGUACGGAAAAUUUAUAUUUGCAUAUUUUAAUAAUGGUGCAUGAUUCAUGUUCUUUCCUAAUGCAGUAACUCAUGAUCAUUCAAAAUACUUCCCCCUUGUAUCAAUAGCUUUGAUAUGGAAAAGACUACAGAAAAAUUCAUCUAUCUUAUACUUUUUGCACUGUGCCUAAACUAUGGUAGCUGUGGUGUUGUAUAGUAUGUGUAUUUUCGACAGAUAUGCGAUUGAUUAUGGGUGUAUCAUAGUCCAUGGCCACGGAGUUUGAUAGAGACUUGUAAAAGAAGUCAGCAUUGGAGAACGCACUGCAGAGCAUAUAGAUGAGCCUUGUUGCAAUUGUAAGGUUGUCGCUUACUGACUCAGAGAUCGUGGAUCCAAAUCACGGUAACAUCUUUGGUCGGGUAAGCUUACCAUUUCUUUCGAUACACCAUGCAUUUUCUGAGUUAUUAUGGUCUCCCAUGUUGUUGUGGCGUGUGUGAUAGAAGUCAAUGUUUCUUCUUCACAGUGGAAAAUGUUUCCCAAAUGGUCUUAUUUGAUUAUUGAUUGGCUUUUAUGAUUGAUGGUUAAUGACACUGUUAUAUAUGUUAUGUGCCUUGAUCUACAAGAAAUCAGUUGUUUCAGGUAACAGGUU
Molecule: messenger RNA, 2797 nt
Organism: Arachis ipaensis
Lineage: Eukaryota; Viridiplantae; Streptophyta; Magnoliopsida; Fabales; Fabaceae
Source: RefSeq, a predicted model, not a curated record